This is a messenger RNA of Nycticebus coucang (slow loris), 4104 nucleotides long. RefSeq names its product ATP binding cassette subfamily D member 3 (gene ABCD3). Gene Ontology annotation, molecular function: ATP binding; ABC-type transporter activity; long-chain fatty acid transmembrane transporter activity. Lineage: Eukaryota; Metazoa; Chordata; Mammalia; Primates; Lorisidae. Bases 175 to 2163 code for a protein of 662 amino acids. The record is from RefSeq and is a predicted model, not a curated record. The transcript has 24 exons. Gene Ontology annotation, cellular component: peroxisomal membrane; peroxisome. Gene Ontology annotation, biological process: fatty acid beta-oxidation; very long-chain fatty acid catabolic process; long-chain fatty acid import into peroxisome.
CGAAGGUGGGCUCAGCGCGCGGGCGGCGCGGCGGCGCGCGCCAGGGGGCGGUCCUGUGCGGCCGGCACCGCCCUCCCUCCGCGCGCUCCUCUCCUCCCAGUCUCCCCCGCGCUUCCUGCACUAAGACAGUCCCCGCCGCGUCUUCUUUGCCGGCUCGCUAGCCCUGGCCGAGCCAUGGCGGCCUUCAGCAAGUACUUGACGGCGCGAAACUCCUCGCUGGCGGGGGCCGCGUUCCUGCUGCUUUGCCUGCUCCACAAGCGGCGCCGCGCUCUCGGCCUGCACGGUAAGAAAAGUGGAAAACCACCAUUACAGAACAAUGAGAAAGAAAGGAAAAGAGAAAGAGCUGUGGUGGACAAAGUGUUUUUAUCAAGGCUCACACAGAUUCUGAAAAUCAUGGUUCCUAGGACAUUUUGUAAAGAGACAGGUUACUUGAUACUUAUUGCUGUCAUGCUGGUAUCUCGAACGUAUUGUGAUGUUUGGAUGAUUCAAAAUGGGACACUCAUUGAAAGUGGUAUCAUUGGUCGUAACAGAAAAGAUUUCAAGAGGUACUUACUCAACUUCAUCGCUGCCAUGCCUCUCAUCUCUCUGGUUAAUAACUUCUUGAAGUAUGGGUUAAAUGAGCUUAAAUUGUGCUUCCGAGUAAGGCUCACUAAAUACCUCUUUGAGGAGUAUCUUCAAGCUUUCACAUAUUAUAAGAUGGGAAAUCUGGACAACAGAAUAGCUAAUCCAGACCAGCUGCUUACACAAGAUGUAGAAAAAUUUUGUAACAGUGUAGUUGAUCUAUAUUCAAAUCUUAGUAAGCCAUUUUUAGACAUAGUUUUGUAUAUCUUUAAGUUAACAAGUGCAAUUGGAGCUCAGGGCCCAGCAAGCAUGAUGGCCUACUUGGUUGUUUCUGGGCUAUUCCUAACGCGACUUAGAAGACCCAUUGGAAAGAUGACCAUAACUGAACAAAAGUAUGAAGGAGAAUAUAGAUACGUUAAUUCCAGGCUCAUCACAAAUAGUGAAGAAAUUGCCUUUUACAAUGGAAAUCAAAGAGAAAAGCAGACAAUCUACUCAGUCUUCCGAAAAUUGGUUGAACACCUACAUAAUUUCAUUUUGUUCCGGUUCUCUAUGGGGUUCAUUGAUAGUAUAAUUGCCAAAUACCUUGCCACUGUAGUUGGUUACCUAGUUGUCAGUCGUCCUUUCUUAGAUUUAUCUCACCCUCGACAUCUCAAGAGUUCACAUUCAGAACUUCUGGAGGAUUACUAUCAAAGUGGAAGAAUGCUUUUGCGUAUGUCUCAAGCUCUGGGUCGAAUAGUUUUGGCUGGGCGUGAAAUGACUAGAUUGGCUGGCUUUACUGCUCGGAUUACAGAAUUAACACAAGUACUAAAGGAUUUAAAUCAUGGCAAAUAUGAACGCACAAUGGUCUCGCAACAAGAAAGGGGUAUUGAAGGAGUACAAGUCAUUCCCUUGAUACCUGGUGCUGGAGAAAUCAUUAAUGCAGAUAACAUUAUAAAGUUUGAUCAUGUUCCUUUAGCAACACCAAAUGGAGAUGUCUUGAUCCGAGACCUUAAUUUUGAGGUUCGAUCUGGGGCCAAUGUUCUAAUUUGUGGUCCAAAUGGCUGUGGAAAGAGUUCACUUUUCCGUGUUCUUGGUGAAUUAUGGCCUCUUUUUGGAGGACGUCUAACUAAACCUGAGAGAGGAAAGUUAUUUUAUGUUCCUCAGAGACCUUAUAUGACCCUUGGAACACUUCGAGACCAAGUGAUAUAUCCAGACGAAAGAGAAGAUCAGAAAAAGAAGGGAAUAUCUGACCUAGUACUGAAGGAAUACUUAGACAAUGUCCAGUUGGGUCAUAUCCUUGAACGUGAAGGAGGCUGGGACAGUGUUCAGGACUGGAUGGAUGUACUUAGUGGUGGAGAAAAGCAAAGAAUGGCGAUGGCAAGAUUAUUUUAUCACAAACCCCAGUUUGCCAUUUUGGAUGAAUGCACAAGUGCCGUUAGCGUGGAUGUGGAAGGCUACAUUUACAGUCACUGUCGGAAGGGAUGGUCGGCAUCACCCUCUUCACUGUGUCACAUAGAAAAUCUCUUUGGAAACACCAUGAGGUUUUACUACCUGCAUAUGGAUGGCAGAGGCAAUUAUGAAUUCAAACAGAUAACAGAAGAUACAGUUGAGUUUGGCUCUUAGAGAAAUCCGGAGAACUGUACCUACUUCAAUGAAAUAAUUAUGGAAUAUACUUAGAAAUACAAAGUACAUUGUAAAAUAAAGUUGAGCUUGUUUUUUUAAAAAACAAAGCAACAAAUUGACUACAUAUAGAAUAAUCAAGAACAAGUUGUUAAAACAUUUAAUAUUAUAUAGGAUAUUGCUAAUUGUGUAUAUGUUGGUUUAAUUAUUAAUAUGUACUAAGAAUGUCCUUAUUCUUGUGGUUAAAAACCUGCCUGAAUUAAAUUGGGCUUAAAUCAGUGUAACCUGAUUCAUCCUGGGAUGUAAACCAUUUGAAGUCAGCUAAUUUGACUUUUAUGGCUCUACCUUUUCCUUCAAUGAAGAACCCUAUUUAAAACUGGGGUCAUCACUUGUCCUGUUCUAACAAGAUAGUUUUGGGUUUCAUUUUCUUGUGCUCCAUCGUAGUGGGAAACAAACAAAUCAUAAUGUGUUAGUAGACUGUGUAACAUCAUUGCACAGUGGCAGAUUUCUUUAGCUGCCACAAUUAUAUUCAUUCCUUAGAUACGUCUCAGAGUGCAUUUGACUCCAGGAAAGCCAUUUGGAUUUUCUUUAGUUAAAUGGUAAAUAUGCGCCUCUCUGUCUGCAGUGUUGAGUUGUUUGAGGUGGUGUAAAAAACGUGCACUGCACGCACAGUCUUGCUUAUGAGGGUUGUUACUAUGUGUCACACCUCAUCUGCCCAGCGUUUGGGAUAUUAAAACACAAAGUCCGUACAAGUCAAGCUCAAUGUCUUAUAAGAUUUAAAUUUUUUUUAAGAAUGGACAGAUUUGUGUGUGUUGGAAACCCAUUCACUGGAAGUGUGGUGGUUAUGUGGUGUUAAACUCCAGAUGAGCCGUAGGAACGCACUACGUGGAGUAAAGCACUGAGUAUGAAAUGCUGUCACUGUCUUUGACCAUGACUUUAUGUCUAAAAAUAUGUUAUAGAAUUAUUAUGUCCGUGGGUGAAUUAUGUUUUCCCAGGCACUGGUUUAUCUCUGUGAAUCUUGAGUAACUUUUUAAUAUUUGGAUUAUGAUGUUGAACUCUCCUAAGAGAAGAUGAUUGUAGCUCAGCAAACCACCAUUAAUGACUACAUGUGUACUAUUUUGCACAAGGAGAACCCAAACCAAGUAUAAUCAAUAAGCUAGAUAUGAAUUCUGUUUUGUUAAACUGGGGUUCAGAAAGGGGCAUUUUAUAUUCUUAUUUCUGCAUAACCCAUUUUGUUUUUUUGCAGAAUUAACUAUAAAAAUCAUCGGCUACUGAAGUAAAUUUGAUAUACUGAUUCUAUAAUACAUAACAUUCGAUUUUUUACCACUUCUCUUUAGCAAACUUGUAUACUUAUUUUCUGUUCAGAUUAAAAAAAGUCAGAUAUACAACCUUUGCUUGUUAUUUUUUAAUUCUGAUAUCAGAAUACUGAGAAGUUCAUAUAUAGUUAAGUCUUGACUUGAAAACAUACAUAAUUUUUAGUCUUGACUUGAAAAACAAAAAUAAAUUCAUAAAACACUUUUAGUACCAGUGUCAAAUGCGGCUUUUAAUUGAAAGCAUUUCUCUUUUAGAAAAGUUCAAUGUUAUCUUCAGUGUACCUGACAAAUGCUGCCAAACAGCUGGGAGACCCUAAAAGAUAUUAUCAAUCCGGGGAAAGAUUUUUAAGUUGUGGGGAAGUCUCAGAUUUUCAGGUUUCUGGGUUACCUUAAACCUACCAGUAGAAGUAUUGUCCUACCUGAUACCUGAUUGCCUUUGUAAUGUGUUCUUGCCAUCAAAAACCCAAUUUGGGCUUAAAAAAUUUUUCUCCCUUCCUUUUUGAUUUAACAAAUAUUGAACUGCUUUACCAGUUGAGGCAUAGAGGAAGAUCCCUCUGGAGAUUCACAAUUACAUUAGCAUAAUGAUGGUUCUAAGAAGGCCUGCAAUAAAGAAAUCCAGCAUUUCCAAACA